AUGUCGAAACGAACAGUCUUCACCUCCAUCACUCCCCUCCCCCCCGGCAUCUCGCGCCAAACCGCCAUCGACUUCCUCCACAACCACCGUGACAUGAUCGACUUGAAUCCCUUGGUCACCGACCGCCACGUCAUCCCGCCUCCUCCCCACGCCCUGCCGGAAGAGCACGUCUGCACCUGGUACUCCAUCACCGACAAGAUCUCGUACCUCCCAGGCCAGCUCGUCACCGGCGCCAUCUCAUAUACCGCCGCCUUCCACGACCUGCCCCUGGGCCUGCAGACGCACUGCCACGCCCCCAUGGGCGUCGACCUACGCGAGAAGUGGACGGUGGGGGGCUCCGAGCCGGGGGAAGACCCGGAACCCAUGGAGCUGGGCCUGGGAGCGCCGCGGUCCGGCCUGUAUAUCCGGGAGGAUGUCGUCAUCACUUGCAACGUCAUGAUGGCGAGCUUCAUCAAGAAGACGAUCAAAAAGGCCCACGGAACUCUGAUUGAGGCGCUGUCUGUAAAGGCUGCCUCGUCA
Trichoderma harzianum CBS 226.95 is the source of this 519-nucleotide messenger RNA. RefSeq lists its product as hypothetical. The record is from RefSeq and is a predicted model, not a curated record. The transcript has a single exon. Lineage: Eukaryota; Fungi; Ascomycota; Sordariomycetes; Hypocreales; Hypocreaceae. The annotation marks the transcript as partial.